AUGGGACGGCAAGUAUUGAUUUUCAUCACGAUCUUCUCGCUCGGUUCAGUUCUCGGUCAGGUCAGCUACUCUAUUCCGGAGGAAAUGGCGAAGGGUUCUGUAGUGGGCAACAUAGCACGGGAUUUAGGUUUGGAUUUGAAAAGAAUCAAGUCAGGUAAAGCCCGUAUAUUUACCGGCGACAGUGCAGAAUACAUCGAGCUGAGUAGGGAAAGAGGAGUCCUCCUCGUGAAAGAGAGAAUCGACAGAGAGUCGCUGUGCAGACAGACUACGCCUUGUGCUUUGCAUUUGCAGGUUAUUCUAGAAAACCCAAUGGAGCUUUUUCGGAUAACAGUAGAGAUAACCGAUAUCAACGAUAACAGUCCCAGUUUUAAAAAUGACGAGAAACGUUUUGAAAUCAGCGAAUCCGCAGUUACAGGAUCUAAAUUUGUCUUGGAAAGAGCGGUUGAUGCAGACAUUGGCAUAAAUGGACUGAGAAAUUACAGCUUGAAACCUACUGACAAUUUUUUAUUGAACAUACAAAGUCAUUCAGAUGGCAUUAAAAAGGUCGAAUUGGUCUUGCACAAGCCGUUAGAUCGAGAGAAAGAAGAACACAUAUCAUUGUUGUUGACAGCUGUAGAUGGAGGAGAACCUCAGAUGUCCAGUACAGUAAAGAUUUAUGUUACCGUGCUCGAUGUAAACGACAAUGCUCCUGUGUUUAUGCACUCGCUUUAUAAGGCAGCCAUGUCCGAAAAUUCUCCGAAGGGAACCACAUUGAUAACAGUGAGUGCAUCUGAUGCAGAUAAAGGCACAAACGGGGACGUUUCUUAUUCCGUAUCGACCACUAUGGACAGUGUAUCUGAUAUAUUUAAUAUAAAUGAAAACGGUGAGGUAAUAUUAGUUGGUGAAGUUGACUUUGAAAAAGCUAAGUAUUACCGAAUUGAUAUCGAAGCUCAAGACAGUGGUGGACUUUCUGAUUCCAGUAAGAUUAUUGUUAAUGUUAUUGAUAUUAAUGAUAAUAAGCCUGUAAUCAGUAUACUUUCCAAAUCUGAUUCAAUCCCAGAAGACUCUUCCCAAAAUACAAUUAUAGUUAUGUUCAGUGUCCUUGACGCAGAUUCAAGUAACAAUGGCCAAGUGAACUGCAGAAUAAAUGGCAACAUACCAUUAAUUAUUACUUCUGCGAAUGAUUUCUACAGUUUAGUGACAGACAGUGAGUUAGACCGAGAGACAGCUUCGCAGUAUAAUAUAACAGUGACCUGCUCUGAUGAGGGAGUCCCCUCCCUCUCCAGCAGCGUCACUCUCACCUUACAUAUCUCUGAUGUGAAUGAUAACCCGCCUGUCUUUGAGAGGAGCUCAUAUGAGGCUUACAUUGUAGAAAACAACACACCAGGUCUCUCUAUAUUCACAGUGAAAGCCAGAGACGCUGACUGGAACCAGAACGCCCGUGUUUCUUACAUACUGGAGGACUCCUCUGUUAACGGAGUGCCAGUCUCCUCAUAUGUGUCCGUUAGUGCUGAUAGUGGAGUCAUCCAUGCAGUGCGCUCUUUUGACUACGAGCAGAUCAAAGACUUCCACUUCCGUGUCAAAGCGCAGGAUGGAGGCUCCCCUCCACUCAGUAGCAACGUGACUGUGAAAGUACUGAUCCAGGACCAGAACGACAACCCUCCUCAGGUUCUGUACCCAGUCCAGACUGGAGGCUCUCUGGUGGCUGAAAUGGUGCCUCGUUCAGUAGAUGUGGGCUAUCUGGUCACUAAAGUGGUGGCUGUGGAUGUGGACUCUGGACAGAAUGCCUGGCUCUCCUAUAAACUGCAGAAAGCCACAGACAGGGCGCUGUUUGAAGUGGGCUUACAGAAUGGAGAAAUAAGAACUAUCCGCCAAGUCACUGAUAAAGAUGCUGUGAAACAAAGACUGACUGUUAUCGUGGAGGACAACGGGCAGCCCUCUCGUUCAGCUACAGUCAUUGUUAACGUGGCGGUGGCGGACAGCUUCCCUGAAGUGCUGUCUGAGUUCACUGACUUUACACAAGACAAGGAGUACAACGACAACCUGACUUUCUACUUAGCCCUGGCUUUGGCUGUAGUUUCCUUCCUCUUCAUCACCUGUCUAGUGGUUAUUAUAUCAGUGAAGAUCUACAGGUGGAGACAAUCUCGCGUCAUGUAUAACUCCAAUCUCCCUGUGAUUCCGUAUUAUCCACCACGUUACUCAGACACUUUGGGGACAGGGACUCUCCAACACGUGUACAACUACGAGGUGUGCAGGACGACUGACUCCAGAAAGAGUGACUGUAAGUUCAACGGAGCCGGUAGUCAGAACGUGCUGAUAAUGGACCCCAGUUCUACAGGGACGAUGCAGCGGAUACAGAGUGAGAAGAGCAUCCUGGAUGAACCAGACUCUCCUCUAGAGUGAAAGCCAGAGACGCUGACUGGAACCAGAACGCCCGUGUUUCUUACAUACUGGAGGACUCCUCUGUUAACGGAGUGCCAGU
Cyclopterus lumpus (lumpfish) is the source of this 2461-nucleotide messenger RNA. Its product is annotated as protocadherin gamma-A8-like. Lineage: Eukaryota; Metazoa; Chordata; Actinopteri; Perciformes; Cyclopteridae. The coding region runs from base 1 to 2382 and encodes 793 amino acids. Gene Ontology annotation, biological process: homophilic cell-cell adhesion. Gene Ontology annotation, cellular component: plasma membrane. The record is from RefSeq and is a predicted model, not a curated record. The transcript has 2 exons. Gene Ontology annotation, molecular function: calcium ion binding.